Messenger RNA from Osmerus eperlanus (European smelt), 2034 nucleotides. RefSeq names its product regulator of G-protein signaling 13-like. NCBI's taxonomy places the organism in Eukaryota, Metazoa, Chordata, Actinopteri, Osmeriformes, Osmeridae. The record is from RefSeq and is a predicted model, not a curated record. Bases 137 to 694 code for a protein of 185 amino acids. The transcript is spliced from 5 exons.
CCUACGUUCGCUGCGGUGUUGACCAGUGAUGUCUCACAUCGGCUCCGUGGCAACGGGAGUCCUGCUUAUAAAGCCUUGUCGUCGGGGAAACCCUGGCAGAGCCUGCGACAGGAGUCACAGAAUGUGGACUUGAGACAUGCGUAGCAUAACGAGGGUGCCCCUGACACUGCCCUUCACCAUGGACAGAGAUGACGGGCAAAGAAACAAGAACCUUGGAAAGAACUUUAUGUGUCGUCUGCAGUGUAUGUUCUCCCAUUCAUCAACCUCUGAGAGCAGGCUAAGUUUAGAAGAUACCCAACAAUGGUCACAGUCACUGGAGAGGCUGUUGGAUUCUAAAUAUGGACUGGCGACCUUCAGGACUUUUCUCAAGUCUGAAUUUAGCGAUGAAAACAUCGAGUUCUGGCUGACAUGCGAGGAAUACAAGAAAAUCAAAUCCUCAUUCAAAAUGUCUUCCAAGGCGAAGAAAAUCUACGAACAGUUCAUCAAGGCGGAAUCUCCAAAAGAGAUCAACAUCGACCACCACACUCGAGAGCAGAUCAAGAGAAGUGUGAAGACUCCCGCGCUGUGCUGCUUCGACGACGCCCAGAAGAUCGUCUACGGCCUGAUGGAGAGAGACUCGUACCCGCGGUUCCUGCGCUCGGACAUUUACAGAAGCCUCCUGGAGUCCCUCGCCGCCGACGCCGUCAAGGGAUGAGAGCAGAGAGAGGAACGGAACGAACAUGAAAACUCAUAACUGGAACGCUUGGGCUUUGUGGGGAAGGGACGGCCCAUGGAUGGCUGGCCUGGUGUGGGGAAGGCGUGGAGGGGAAGGGAGGGCCCAUGGAUGGCUGGCCUGGGGAAGGCGGAAAGGGGAAGGGACGGCCCAUGGAUGGCUGGCCUGGUGUGGGGAAGGCGGAGAGGGGAAGAGAGGGCCCAUGGAUGGCUGGCCUGGCGUGGGGUAGGCGGAGAGGGGAAGAGAGGGCCCAUGGAUGGCUGGCCUGGCGUGGGGAAGGCGGAGAGGGGAAGAGAGGGUCCAUGGAUGGCUUUGUGUGGGGAAGGCGGAGAAACCUGUGUCCUUACCUGUCCAGCACCACGGUCCCCACAAUCAGAAAGGACCACAACCUCAGAGCGUCUGCUGGCAGGCCAGCGGAGAAAGGAGAACAUUGUUGUGCUAUAAUUCCUCCUCUGGUGUGUUUGUACAGGAUGAUAAGUUUCGAUGCAAAGCGAACAUGGUUGACCGGCCAUGAAUCAUCAGAGCAUUGAGACAGCCAUGACACAAUGUCAGUUAACACACUGUCUCCUCUGGAGGAUGUGUUUCCUUGCUCAGAUAAGGACACAGGAUGUUAGUGGAAAUGGCUACAAUCUAUGUGUGUGUGUGUGCUUGUAUGUGUGUGCGUGUGUAGGUGUGUGUGUGUAUGUGUGUGUGUGUGUGUGUGUGUGUGUGUGUGUGUGUGUGUGUGUGUGUGUGUGUGUGUGUGUGUGUGUGUGUGUGUGUGUGUGUGUGUGUGUGUGUGAAAGAGAGAGUGAGACACAGAGAGAGAGAGCCUGAGAGAGAGAAGAAAAAGCACACAUAAGUAUAGCUAUCAAGCUCGGGCCACAGGAUGGAUAUGUUUUCUUUUUUUUCUUUUGUACGGCCUUCUCCGUGGGGUUAGAUGAAUGAGAGAGAGCAGCUAGAAUGCAUUGUGGCACGGGCAGCAAAGUACAACAGCUCUUCUAAGGAGUGUUAUUCACACCCUCAAGACAUACGACUUCUUCCACCGAUAGCUAGCCGUUGUGAGACGUAAUGACAUGUUUUGGGUGCAAGUCUUGAGAAUAGAACAGUGCCAGUGUUUCACUUUGUAUGCUUACCUUGCAAUUUUGCUUUUUGGAUUCUUUCUUUCGAAAGACACUUUCCUGUUGCUCACAGAACAUGCACAAUUUAAAUGGGUUAUCUAGCAGAGUUGAUCUGAACUGUUUUAAAUUGUAUUUAUUUAUUAUCACAGCCACUGUUGCAAUGCUGACUUUUGCAGUGUAAAUAUUUUCAUGAUUAGGAAUUAAAUUAUUAAAUCAUUUGGA